AUCGCAGUGAUCCGGGAGCGCGCUCACCUGGUGCGCGCGUCCCAUUGACCGUCAACCGCUCUAGACGCGUUUCCACAGGAGCGUUGCUGCAGCUCAGCGCGCACCGGGAGUCGCCAGACUAUUUCAGCACCGGUUCAACGAGGAGAGCUUCACCUGUAGCUGAGGUGCCCUUGUUGCUGUGGAACUGGAGCUGGUCUUGACUGAAUACCAACAUUAAUCUUAAUGCUGUGAAGAGACCAGCAUCUGGUGGAUUCUACAUUUGGGCCCAACCAUGUUCCACUUGAUAAAGAAAGAUAAAGACAAGGAGAAGGAUGGAACAAAAAAGGAGAAGAAGGAGAAGAAAGAGAAAAAAGAGCGAAUGUCUCAAGCCGAACUGAAGAGUCUAGAGGAAAUGAGCGUGAGGAGAGGUUUCUUUCAUCUUCAUCGAAGCAGCUCUAAACGAGAGGCGAAAGGAAAGCUGGAGAUUUCCAGCCCCAUUCCCAUCAGGGUGGUCCGAAACACAGAGCUCAACCUGACAGACGUGGACCUCAGGAAACUCUAUACUCAGGGUACCAUAACACCCACAAGCUCCAGCGAUGACAUUAAGAUUGACCAAGACGUCCUCCGGUCAUCCAUCAAAGAACAGGAGGUCGAGUAUGACUCCAUGGCAAAGCAGAAUUCCCAAGUCGAACAAAUCUUGAAGCGAACAAAUCUUUUUUUUUCACAGAAGAGUAAAGAGGAAAGGCGUUUAGGGUCGACCACACCAUCAGGACAGAACUCCACCACUCCCUCACCUCAGGUAGAUGGCAUGGUAUUCAACCCACCUCUGUAUACACUUCACCAUCCCACCAGCCCUGCAAAGAUUGUCCAGGUCCCAGAGAUAGUGGACCAAACAUUCCCAGCAGACAUGCGCUUGCCUGCUGUGGCGCCUCCACAGAUUCCUGCAUCAAGAGAGUUGGAAAUUCAGCGCCGCAACACAGGAGAUUUUGGCUUUACCCUUCGUCGCACCACCAUGGUGGACCAGCAGCCCGAUGGGUCGCUUUACCGAAACGUGGUGCACUUUGCUGAGCCUGGCACUGGGAAUAAGGACCUGACACUGGGGCUGGUGCCAGGCGACCGUCUGGUAGAGAUCAAUGGGAGGAACGUGGAAAGUAAAAGCAGGGAUGAGAUCGUGGAGAUGAUCAGGCUGUCUGGAGACACGGUACGUCUGAAGGUGCAGCCCAUCGUGGAGUUGAGCGAGCUGAGCUGCUGCUGGUUGAGGAACACCAGAGGCCCGUACCGUGAUGUUUAUGAGGUGAAGGCGGAGGAGCAGCUUGCUUCAGAGAAGGCCUGGUACAACACUGAGAAGGUCUGGCUUGUCCAUAAAGAUGGCUUCUCUUUGGCUACACAGCUCAAGAUAGAGAUGGGGUCAGAGGGGAAAGUAAAGGUCAGACUGGAGCAUGAUGGGACCGUACUGGAAGUGGAUGAGGAUGAUGUGGAGAAGGCAAAUCCUUUAUCAUAUGAUCGAGUGGAGGAUCUCUCCUCUCUUCUGUACCUCAACGAGUCUAGCAUUCUUCACACCCUUCGCCAGCGCUAUGGUGGAAACCUCAUUCACACCUACGCUGGGCCAAACCUGCUGGUGAUCAAUCCUCUCUGUACCCCUGCCUUGUACUCAGAGAAGGUGAUGCAGAUGUUUAAGGGCUGCCGGAGAGAAGAAACAGCCCCUCACAUUUUUGCUAUUGCUCAGUCGGCAUAUCAUCAGCUGCUGACCACACGUCAGGAUCAGACCAUCGUGCUGCUGGGCAAGAGUGGCAGUGGAAAGACCACUAACUGUCAGCACCUGCUGCAGUACCUGGUCACCAUCGCAGCUGGCAGUGGAAAGAUGUUUUCAGCUGAGAAAUGGCAGGCGGUCUACACGGUUCUGGAGGCUUUCGGGAACUGCAGUACAGCUAUUAAUGUGAACGCCAGUCGCUUCUCUCACAUAGUCUCUCUUGACUUUGACCAGGCAGGACAGGUGGCCUCUGCCUCUGUUCAGACCAUGUUGCUGGACAAGUUCAGAGUGACCAGACGACCAGAAGCAGAAUCAAGCUUCAAUGUGUUUUACUAUCUGAUGGCAGGAGCAGAUGCAGCUCUAAAGACUGAACUUCAUUUUAAUCACUUUGCUGAAAACAGCACGUUUGGGCUCCUCCCUUACGCGAAGCCUGAGGACAAGCAGAGAGCCGCUCAGCAGUUUACUAAGCUACAGGCAGCCAUGAAGGUCCUGGGCAUCUCUGCUGAAGAACAGAAAACCGUGUGGCUGAUCUUAGGGGCCAUAUACCACCUUGGGGCCGCUGGGGCCACCAAAGUGGUCCGAAAGCAGUUUGCCAGGCAUGAGUGGGCACAAAAAGCAGCAUAUCUCCUGGGCUGCACGCUGGAAGAGCUGUCCUCCGCCAUCUUUAAAACGCACAGCAAGGGCACACUUCCCCGCUCCUCAAGUGUCCGGCAGAGUACAGAUGAUACGGAUAGCUCAGUGUCUAAAGCAACAGCAGCUGAGUGUUUGGAGUUCAUGGCGUCUGGUUUAUACGCCGAGCUUUUCACACUCAUCAUCUCUCUCAUUAACAGAGCGCUGAAGUCCAGUCAGCAUUCUCUCUGUUCUCUGCUGAUUGUGGACACACCAGGCUUCCAGAACCCUCGUCAGGUGAAGAACCAGCGUGGGGCCACGUUUGAGGAGCUCUGUCAUAAUUAUGCUCAGGAACGUCUGCAGAUGCUGUUCCAGGAGCGAACAUUCGUACGGGAACUGGAGCGUUACAAAGAGGAAAACAUUGAGAUCACUCUGGAUGACCUGGAGCCCAGCCCUUCUCGCUCAGUAGCUGUGGUUGAUCAGUCCUCCAGUCAGACCCUGGUACGUACUCUGUCCCGGACAGAUGAGGCCAGGGGCUUGUUCUGGCUGAUGGAGGAGGAGGUUUUGCAGCCGGGAGGGUCUGAGGAAACACUCCUGCAGCGACUCUUCAGUUACUAUGGCCCUGCAGAGGGAGAGAGCACAGGUCACAUAGUGUUGCUUAAAAGUGAAAACACACAUAACUUCCUGCUCGGCCACAGUCACGGGACAGAUUGGGUGGAAUAUGAUACUCAUGGAUGGCUGAACCUAGCCAGGCUAAAUCCCACCCCCCAGAACGCAGCCAACCUGCUGCAGAACUCCCAGAAGAAGAGCAUCAGUGGGAUGUUUGUGGGCCGCUCCAGCAGUGCUGCGGUUCUGACAGGCUCCAUCGCUGGACUGGAGGGCGUCUCUCAGCUCGCGAUGCGUCGGGCCACCAGUAUGAGGAAGACAUUCACCACAGGCAUGGCAACUGUCAAAAAGAAGUCUCUCUGUCUUCAGAUUAAACUCCAAGUGGAUGCACUGUUGGACACCGUCCAUAGAUCCAGGGUUCACUUUGUCCACUGUCUGUUACCCCGAGCGGAGGUGCUGAGGGCCACAGGGUCCCCAGAGGAGAGCUGUGACCCUGGACUCAUGCAGAUGGAUGUGGCUUUGCUCAGGGCCCAGAUCCGUGGCUUUAAACUGCUGGACAGCUUGAGGAUUUGCAGACAAGGUUACCCUGAUCACAUGGCCUUCUCUGAGUUCAGAAGACGCUUUGACAUUUUGGCCCUUCACCUGACCAAGAAACUGGGCCGAGACUACAUUGUGAAGGAUGAGAAACGAGCAGUAGAGGAGCUUUUGGAGUCUUUGGAAUUAGAGAAGAGCAGCUAUCACAUGGGCCUGAGCAGGGUGUUCUUCAGGGCUGGAACAGUGGCUAAACUAGAGGGACAGAGGGAUGAACACACCAGACAGAACAUCACGCUGUUCCAGGCCGCCUGCAGGGGCUUUCUGUCUCGACAGGCCUUCAAAAAGAGGAAGAUCCAGGAUUUGGCCAUCCGUUGUGUCCAGAAGAACAUUAAGAAGAAUAAUGGUGUGAAGGACUGGCCCUGGUGGAAGCUCUUCACCACAGUACGACCUCUAGUGGAGGUUCAGCUCACCGAAGAGCAGAUGCGCGGAAAAGAUGAGGAGAUCAUGCAUCUGAAAUUGAAGCUGGAGAAGGUGGAGAAGGAAAGAAAUGAGCUGCGGCUGACCUCGGAUGGUCUGGAUAGUCGAAUCACAGAGCUGACAGCAGAGCUAUCAGAUGAGAGAAAUACUGCGGAGUCCACAUCUCAGCUGCUGGAGACAGAAACAAGCGAGAGAUUGCGUUUGGAAAAGGACAUGAAGGAUCUGCAGGUGAAGUUUGACGCCGUGCGGAAACAGAUGGAGUCCAUGGAGAUGGAGAUCAUGGAGGCCAGACUCCUCCAAGCAUCAGAACUCAACGGCGAGGUGGACAAUGGUGGUGAUGAUUCCGGAGGUGAAUGGAGGCUGAAAUAUGAACGUGUCAUCAGAGACACAGAAUUCACAAAGAAAAAGCUCCAGCAGGAGAUGGAGGACAAGCUGGAGACAGAACAACAGAACAAGAGACACUUGGAGAGAAAAUUCGGGGACUUGCAGGCUGACCACGAGGAUUCCCAGCGUUCAGUCCAGCAGCUGAAGAAGAAAUGCCAGCGGCUGGCAGCUGAACUGCAAGACACCAAAUUGCACCUGGAAAAUCAAGAGGGACGCAACUAUGAGCUUGAGAGAAAGCAGAGGAAGUUUGACGUGGAGAAGAACCAGUUUCAAGAGGAACUACAGAAGGAGAGGAACCAGCGAGAGAAACUAAGCCGCGAGAGAGAUGUGCUAACUGGCGAGGUGUUUACAAUCAGACAACAGCUACAGGAGAAGGACACAGAGCUGUGUACGGUCAGUCUGAAGGUAGAGCAGCUGGAAUCCGAGCUCCAGGAUCUCUCCUCUCAGGAGUCAAAAGACGAGGCUUCACUAGCAAAGGUUAAGAAGCAACUGCGUGAACUGGAAGCAAACGUCAAAGAUCAAGAGGAGGAGCUUGAUGAACAGGCGGGAACCAUUCAGAUGCUGGAACAGGCUAAACUCCGUUUGGAAAUGGAGAUGGAGAGACUGAGACAAACUCACUCUAAAGAGCUGGACAGUAAAGAUGAGGAAGUGGAGGAGAUCAGACUCUCCUGCAGUAAGAAGCUGAAGCAGAUGGAAGUGCAGAUAGAGGAGGAAUAUGAAGAUAAACAGAGAGUUCUGAGAGAAAAGAGAGACCUGGAGUCCAAACUGAUGAUGGCACAGGAACAGGUUGGUCAGAGGGAUGUAGAGACAGAGAAACGUCUCAGGAAGGAUCUGAAGCGCACAAAAGUUCUUCUGGCUGAUGCACAGAUGAUGCUGGACCACCUAAAGAGUAAUGUGCCCAGCAAAAGAGAGAUCAUCGCACUCAAAAAUAAGUUGGAGGAGUCAGAGUUUGCCUGCGCAGCUGCAGUUAAAGCACGCAAGUCUAUGGAGCUGGAAAUUGAAGACCUUCAUAUCCAGAUGGAUGAAAUCACCAAAGCCAAGAUGGCUAUGGAGGAGCAGAUAAGUCGUCUACAGAGAGAGAAGAACGACCUGCAGUCUCGCUUAGAGGAGGAUCAGGAGGACAUGAACGAACUCAUGAAGAAACACAAAGCUGCAGUGGCUCAGUCUACUAGAGAUCUGGUGCAGAUCAGUGACCUGCAGACCCAGGUGGAAGAGGCCAUGAAGGAAAAACAAGAGAUCCAGAACAAGCUUCACUCCCUGCGGUCACAGCUUGACUUUCAGGAACAAUCUAUGGUGGAGAAAUCACUGGUCAGUCGUCAGGAAGCCAAAAUCCGUGAACUAGAGACCAAACUAGAAUAUGAGAGGACCCAGACCAAACGUCUGGAGUCUCUUGUGACACGGCUGAAAGAAAACCUGGAGAAGAUGACUGAGGAACGAGACCAGCGUAUUGCCAGCGAAAACCGGGAGAAGGAUCAGAACAAGCGCAUGCAACGACAGACCCGGGACAUUAAGGAGGAGAUGACUGAACUGUCUAAGAAAGAGGCAGAGGCCAGUCACAAAAAACAUGAGCUGGAAAUGGAUAUUGAAAGUCUGGAAGCAGCCAAUCAGAGCUUACAAGCAGAUUUGAAGCUGGCCUUUAAGCGGAUUGGGGACCUGCAGGCUGCUAUGGAAGAUGAAAUGGAGACGGAUGAUGAUGAUGACCUCAUCAACAGUUUACAAGACACGGUGACAAAGUAUCAGAAAAGAAAGAACAAAACUGGAGAUGAAUCGGAUAUGGACUCUGAAGUGGAGGACCGCAUGGAUGGGGUGAAGUCAUUGCUCUCCAAGAGCAAUGGAUCCACCGAGACACUCUCUGAUGAAGGUACCUAGAGGGCCACCAGCCCCCCUCUGUACAGACUACACUCAAUGCAACAUGAUGAAGAUAACACUGGACCAGAGGAAGACUACACAAACUGAAAGUACAAUACUUGAAGACAGUAAUGGUGAUUGCCAACCUUCGGAAAGCACUUCAUAGAGCUGAUCUGCUUCUCACAUGCACUGAAAAGUGCCUCUGUUUACCUCUCAUCUACCCUAAUACUGAUUUACUUUGGUUUCUCCAUAGCUUACAAGGGGACUUUAGUUCAUCACCGCUGGUCUACAUAUACAGUGUGUUUUAGAGUACUUUUCUGCAGCUGCAAGGCACUUGUAUUUAUUUAGAUCUCACGUGUCUUAAUGAACAAUCCCUCCAAGAAAAUGAAGCAAUAUAUUGUAAAAAAGAAAUAAGAGUCUUUAUCUAAUCUUUAUUUUGUUUGGUUGAGUGUCUGCUUCAUGAUAUAUUUUGCCAUGAAUUUGCUUGAGUGAACCAUGUAGCACAGCUUUGCUGUAGUUUGCAGUUAAGGAAAUUGGGUAUUUAUCUAUCUCUCCUUUGUUUCUUUAUGAGCUGGUGAACUUCUGUUAACCAGAGGAGGUUCAUUUGAAUGGCAGCAUUUUCAUUCUAAACCUCUUUAAGAUUCUGUUUAUUUUCUUGGGGGUGCUUCAUUUUUGGGCCUUAAAUUACAUUUUUACCCAUUAGUUUAAGAUAAUAAUUUAGUAUUAUAUAUUUUCUGCCAAAAUCAGUAAUUGAUGGGAGUCUAAUAAUUUCUGAUGUGUUUGUGGGUAAGUGUGGUGUGUGCAUGUAUAGCGUGCGCUUGUAUGUGUGUGUCCUCCUCUGUUUUUCUAUGCAUUAAAUAAUAAUUUUAUUAUGAAAA
This is a messenger RNA of Carassius carassius (crucian carp), 7065 nucleotides long. Its product is annotated as unconventional myosin-XVIIIa-like. Bases 272 to 6208 code for a protein of 1978 amino acids. Gene Ontology annotation, cellular component: myosin complex. The transcript is spliced from 41 exons. The record is from RefSeq and is a predicted model, not a curated record. Gene Ontology annotation, molecular function: ATP binding; cytoskeletal motor activity; protein binding. NCBI's taxonomy places the organism in Eukaryota, Metazoa, Chordata, Actinopteri, Cypriniformes, Cyprinidae.